Molecule: messenger RNA, 507 nt
Organism: Chenopodium quinoa (quinoa)
Lineage: Eukaryota; Viridiplantae; Streptophyta; Magnoliopsida; Caryophyllales; Amaranthaceae
Product: probable WRKY transcription factor 28
Exons: 1
Coding region: 1-507 (168 amino acids)
Source: RefSeq, a predicted model, not a curated record
AUGUCUAAUGAAGCAACUAAUUACCAUCAUAAUCUCUAUAAUAAUCACUCUUCCAUGUCUAAUGAAGAUCAUCAAUCUAUAUUAGACAAUACUAAUUUCUUCUCAUUUUUUGAUAACCCUAAUAAUUUUAAUACACCUUGUGUAGAUAAUAAUAAUAAUAAUCCAUCUAAUAAUGAUGAUACUUAUUACAACUUUAAUGAGUUCUUACAUGGUUCUUCUAUGGAUUACCCUACGCUCGCGAAGAGCGUAGGGGUAUCCCCUACUUCCUCUGAAGUGUUUUCCUCCGUUGUCGACGAAAACCCGGCAAUGGCCAAAGAAAAGGAGGCAGCGGCAGGUGUUGUUGUUGGAAAUGGGGGCAAUCCUAGCACUCCUAACUCUUCCAUCUCUUCCUCUUCUACGGAAGCCGGUGGCGCCGAUGAUGGUUCAGUUGGGAAGAAAGAUAAUAAGCAGCACCCUAAUAAAGCGGUUGAUGAUCAAGAUGAGUUAAAGCAAGGGUAUGUUCAUUAA